UAAAUGGCUUGCCCACGGACACUGAGCUUAACGUUACUUUGUAGUUUGCCAAGGCUGUUGUUGCGUUUUCAGCUAUAGUAGCGGGAGAGUUGUAAAUAUCGCUGCGUGGGAACGUCUCCUCCUCUCUGCAUGUUAGCUUCGCUGCAGCUGCAGCUGUAGCGCAAGUUUGCUAUUCCACAACUUAGAUAACGUUAGUUUCAUUACUUGCUGUGUAGUUGUUCGCUCUAACGUUAUAUCAUUUAUUUACUUGUCAUGGAAUUGGAUUUGUCCAGCAUCGCUUACCCACUUUCAGGAGUAUUUUUUGUAUCAGUGUCACGUUGGUUUUGUCACUGCCUCGCCCUUUUGGAGACUAGCGGUGGGUCCUGAGUGGGAGAAGUGAACGCGAACCCCGUUCAGAUUCCUUGGGAUUAACUGGAUGCAGGUGCAAGAGGAGGGAGGUAAGUGCGUAAAAAGAAGAGUGCUGCGGAGCGGGGAGUGUCCAAUAAUUACAGAAAUGGGAUCAGGCAGGAGGAUGUGCGGGACUCAGCACCGGCUGUUGGCCUUUCUGGUCUUUUCCACUUUGACGUCUCUGGCUGAUGGAUCACCAUUGCAGGUGAUGUCUGCCCCCAACUUGUUGCGGGUAGGAAUAGCAGAAAACAUCUUUGUGGAGUGUCAAGACUGCACAGGAGCAGACAUUAGGGUUGAAAUCAUCGUGAUGAACCAUCCAACCAAAACCAAAAGGCUGGCAUCUACAUCUGUGACGCUCACCAGUGCUAAAGACUUCCAGGAUUUUGGACAAAUUAAGAUCCCUGCUGGUGACUUCAGUAAGGAUCCCAUCAUGAAGCAGUAUGUGUACCUGCAAGCUCAGUUCCCUGACCGACUGCUGGAGAAAGUCGUCUUAGUGUCCUUCCAGUCCGGGUACAUCUUCAUCCAGACUGACAAGACCAUUUACACCCCUAACAGCAAAGUUACCAGUCGGGGUGCCUUGAUCCAGUCGGUGACCUUAAGAUUAUUUAGUUACAGGAUGUUUGCUGUGACGCCCCGUAUGGAGCCUGUAGAUAAGGAUGACGCAACCCAAACUGAUGCUGAGAUUGACAUUGAGAUUGUGACUCCUGGUGGCAUCAUUUUACCACUUGAUUCAGUCUCUCUGAAAUCAGGAAUUUCCUCUGGAUAUUACUACCUUGCUGAAAUUGUCAGGUGAUUAAGCGAUUCUGGAGAAAUCCAACACCAUGAAAA
Micropterus salmoides (largemouth bass) is the source of this 1215-nucleotide messenger RNA. RefSeq names its product complement C3-like. The record is from RefSeq and is a predicted model, not a curated record. NCBI's taxonomy places the organism in Eukaryota, Metazoa, Chordata, Actinopteri, Centrarchiformes, Centrarchidae. The coding region runs from base 416 to 1180 and encodes 254 amino acids. The transcript is spliced from 8 exons.